This is a messenger RNA of Drosophila ficusphila, 753 nucleotides long. RefSeq lists its product as uncharacterized. The record is from RefSeq and is a predicted model, not a curated record. NCBI's taxonomy places the organism in Eukaryota, Metazoa, Arthropoda, Insecta, Diptera, Drosophilidae. The transcript is spliced from 2 exons. The coding region runs from base 13 to 456 and encodes 147 amino acids. Gene Ontology annotation, molecular function: protein binding.
UCAGCGAAUGAGAUGCACGGAAGCAGCAAACUGACUUUGACCUUGGCGUUGGCAUUCGUGCUCAUUUUCCUGGGAAGCACCCAAUCGAAAGCCCAGGAGGGUGGUGACCUCUUCCGGUGCAACGUGCAGUACAAAUGCUCGGAUGAAAAAGAGCUGGUUUGGGCCAUGGCCGACGAACGAUGCCACGUGUUUCACAACAAGUGUCUGCUGAAAGUGGAGCAGUGCGCCCGCCGAAACAGUGGAAGAUCGGAGCUAAUCGAAACCACCAAGGAAAUCUGCAAGCCGAAUUGCACAAAGUUCUGUGCGGAUGUCUUCGAUCCGGUGUGUGCCCAAAUCUUCCAGGAGGAUUAUAUAACCUUCAGCAAUGAGUGUGAAAUGCGCAACCAUAUUUGCACUAACGAAAGGCCCUACUCCUAUUUUGGAACCGGAGAAUGCGUUGAGAAACCAGUUGGCUAAGGCGACGUUAAACCUAAAAUUAUUAUUCAAAUCGGAUUAAACAUUGUUGCAAAAAGUAAAGUUUUUACCCAGAGGAGGAACAUAAUACACAAACACAACAUGGAUUUCAUUAUUUUGUUUUCUUUAGUAUGUUUAACUGCGGAACACAAGAAAUCAAAACAAGUUGCCGUACAUGACACGUACUAUUUGGUCCCUAAAUGCGAUUUAACCCAAUUAUUUUGGAGCGCCUUGACCAAAAACAGGAUUUACAACACAGCUGCACAAAACAGAAGUAAAAUAAAUGAAAAUAAGAGCUAA